Messenger RNA from Capronia epimyces CBS 606.96, 1938 nucleotides. RefSeq lists its product as uncharacterized. The record is from RefSeq and is a predicted model, not a curated record. Bases 1 to 1938 code for a protein of 645 amino acids. The transcript has 2 exons. Lineage: Eukaryota; Fungi; Ascomycota; Eurotiomycetes; Chaetothyriales; Herpotrichiellaceae.
AUGGCCGCAAAGGCAAAUGAUACCCAUCAACUCCUGCGGCGUCCCCUCUAUGUCUACGAUCUGCCCCCCGAACUCCUCCAUAGCCUUGCCCCUGUGGGCGGACAGCAACCGAAGACAGAAGAGCCAGACUCGUCAUCGCGGCGACAAUCCGCUUCUGACGAUGACAGCGUCGCUACCUCAACCGCAUGUUCUUUGUGCGGAGUCUCCUUCGACAACGUCCAAGAUCAGCGGCUCCAUGUCAAGUCCGAUUUCCACCGCUACAAUUUGAAAUUGAGCGUCAAAGACUUACCGCCUGUAGACGAAGCCACUUUCGUGAGGAUGAUCGGGGAUCUGGACGAAUCGCUGUCUGGCUCCGAUUCCGAAGACUCGGAGGACGGAAAUGAAGAUGAGAGCAAGCCUGGAGAUACAACACUGAGUGUUCUUCUACGGAAGCAAGCCAGGAUUUCACAACAGGUUGAAGAUGAUGAUGUAGUCUCUACAAAAAGAGUUGGCCUCGGCAAUGCGCCUCUCCUAUGGUUGUCAAGUCCAAAGGUUGGCGACGAUGUAGGGUUAGGCUUGUAUCGGGCCAUCCUUACAAACGAGGAACAAGAACAUGCAUCGACGUCGUUAGUAGACAUCAUCAACAGAAAACAGCUGACACCGACAAUGGCGAAAACAGGCGGAAAACCAUCACAUGCAACUCAACCUUCACAUCACGAUCCUCACUGGUUCCUCUGCAUGAUUGGUGGUGGUCAUUUCGCUGCCAUGGUUGUCUCCCUAGUACCGGAAGUGAGAAAGGGACCCGGAGGAGUAGAAGAACGACACGCCGUCGUCAAGGCUCAUAAAACGUUUCAUCGAUACACAACGAGGCGAAAACAAGGCGGCUCACAAUCUGCGAACGACAACGCCAAGGGCAAUGCACACUCGGCGGGCUCAUCAAUACGGCGGUAUAACGAGAUGGCUCUGGAGGCUGAUAUCAGGAAUGUGUUGACUGAAUGGAGAGAAAAGAUCAACAGCGCAGAGUUGCUCUUCAUUCGAGCCACCGGGAGCGCAAACAGGAGAACACUAUUUGGGCCGUACGACGGCCAGGUGUUAAAGAGCAAUGACAAACGUAUACGUGGAUUCCCUUUCAGUACACGUCGGGCCACUCAAGCCGAACUUCUCCGGUCGUUUCAUGAGCUCACAAGGUUGAAGGUGGGCAAGUUCGUCGAGCCGCCCAGUGAAAAGCAGCCUGUCGGGAGGGCUGCUCCGAAAGAGCCCAAAGCGAAAGCCUCGGCACCAAAGGUUAGCAAGGAGGACGAGACUGCACAAUUCCACACUUCUCAACUACAGGCACUGAUCCGGCGGUCGAAAGCUCCUGGAGUGCUGCUAUAUUUGACCAAGAACGAACUCUCGCCGAAUUUUAUCUUCUUUCCCCCCUCUGAGCAUCACCACGCACCCACACCCCUACACCUAUCCGCAGCGAUCAAUUCUCCUGCGCUGGUGUUGGCCUUGCUCACAAAGGCCAAGGCGGAUCCGACUAUCCAAAACGGAGAUGGCAAGACGCCGUAUGAAAUUGCAGGCGAUACCAAAACGAGAGAUGCGUUCCGAAUUGGCCGUCACCAACUUGGGAACAACGCCUUCGACUGGUCCUCAGCGCGCGUCCCGGCCCCCCUAAGCCAAGAAGAGGCCGACGCAAAAACCCAGCAGGAGAAAGCAGCAGCGGCCGCUGCUGAAGCUCGACGACGACAAACCGAGCUGGAACAGAUCCGGCAAGAAGAAGAGCAGCGGAAUGUAAACCGGCUAGAAAGAAAAGCUGGUGCGGGCAAGUCGCUCGCUGCCGCCAUUGAGAAGACGGGUGCAGAAAAGCGUGAAGAAGAGGUGAGAGGCUUGACGCCCGAAAUGAGAAUGAGGCUCGAAAGGGAACGGAGAGCAAGAGCUGCUGAAGAACGAAUCAAAAAGAUGCAAGGCGCGAGGUGA